UCCACACCAUCCACUACUCUCCUUAGUUCCAGCACAAUAACCUCUUCAUCUCUCCCACACUUUUCUUUAUUUUCAUCUCUGCAACAACAGUCACAAAAAAACCAAAACAAAACAAAAAAUGUCACCAGAUUUUACACUCUUGUUCUUCCCGGAACUCAUCCAACCCCCUAUCGUCACCCUCCAAGCCGCCCUAUGCAUCCUUCUCUUAACCUUCCUCCUCACGUUUUUCCUCACUCCAGGCGGGCUUGCGUGGGCCUGGGCCACCAAGUCCUCGACCCGGCCCAUCAUUCCGGGCCCAGUAAUGGCCCUGCUCAGCGUCUUCACCGGCUCCACCCCGCACCGCAGGUUAUCCAUGCUCGCCCGCUCUUACCACGCAGAAAAGCUCAUGGCUUUUUCAAUCGGUCUGACCCGGUUCGUCAUCUCGAGUGAACCGGAAACCGCAAAGGAGAUUCUCGGCAGCCCCGGUUUUGCUGACAGACCAGUGAAGGAAUCGGCCUACCAGCUUCUCUUCCACCGCGCAAUGGGGUUUGCACCAUACGGAGAAUACUGGAGAAACCUGAGGAGAAUCUCCGCCCUUCAUCUCUUCUCUCCCAAGAGAAUCACCGGCUCGGAAGCCUUUAGGAACGAGGUGGGGUUGAAAAUGGUAGAUGAAGUUAAGAAGGUUAUGAAGGAUAACCGACACGUGGAGGUUAAGAGGAUUUUGCACUACGGGUCGUUGAACAAUGUGAUGAUGACGGUGUUCGGUAAGUGUUAUGAGUUCUACGAGGGUGAGGGUGUUGAGCUUGAGGCUUUGGUGAGCGAAGGGUAUGAGCUGUUGGGUGUUUUUAACUGGAGCGACCAUUUUCCGGUUCUGGGGUGGUUGGAUUUGCAGGGUGUGAGGAAGAGGUGUAGGUGUUUGGUUGAAAAGGUUAAUGCGUUUGUUGGGGGUGUUAUUGAGGAGCAUAGAGUGAAGAGGGUGAGAGGUGGGUGUGUGAAGGAUGAAGGGACUGGGGAUUUUGUUGAUGUUUUGCUUGAUUUGGAGAACGAGAACAAGCUUAGUGAGGCUGACAUGAUCGCUGUUCUUUGGGAAAUGAUAUUUAGGGGAACUGACACGGUGGCAAUUCUGCUGGAGUGGAUCUUGGCUCGGAUGGUUCUCCACCCCGACAUCCAAGCCAAAGCACAGCGCGAAAUAGACUCCGUCUGCGGACCCUACAGGCUCGUAUCCGAAGCAGACAUGCCGAACCUGCGCUACCUUCAGGGCAUAGUAAAAGAAACUCUCCGCGUGCACCCUCCAGGCCCGCUACUCUCGUGGGCUCGCCUGGCGGUGCACGACGUUACCGUGGGCGGCAAGCACGUGAUUCCCAAGGGCACCACCGCGAUGGUGAACAUGUGGGCCAUAACGCACGACGAGAGGUUUUGGGCCGAGCCCGAGAGGUUCAGGCCCGAGCGGUUUGUGGAGGAGGAGGAUGUGAACAUAAUGGGGUCUGAUUUGAGGUUGGCACCUUUCGGGUCUGGGAGAAGAGUGUGCCCUGGGAAGGCCUUGGGCUUGGCCUCGGUUCAUCUUUGGCUCGCUCAGUUGCUACAAAAUUUUCAUUGGGUUCAAUUUGAUGGUGUCUCUGUUGAGUUGGAUGAGUGUCUUAAGCUUUCUAUGGAGAUGAAGAAGCCACUUGCUUGCAAGGCUGUGCCUAGGGUUGCUGUUUAGUUUAUGGGUGUUGUUGGGUUACUUGGGUGGGUUUGGGUUAUUUGCUAAGUUUAGUAAAAACAAGAAGAAGAAAAAGUUGGGUUUAGAUGACCUUUUUAUUAAAAUCUAAUACUAAUGGGUUGUUUUUAGGUUUAAUGGUAGGGUUUGGAGGUUGUAGCAAAGAGAAGGUAAGAGGUUACUUUUGUGUGAGAAGUUUUUAAUUAAGGGGAUAUAUAUGGGUGUCGAACUUUAUGUGCGUGUUGUUGUAUAUACGUGCAGUUAAGUUUAAUUGAUCAUGUGGAUUUAGUGAUCUACUCUACCUAUAUGUUUUUAACGAGUGAUGUUAUGUUUUCUUCCUACCUUUAUA
Glycine soja is the source of this 2027-nucleotide messenger RNA. Its product is annotated as cytochrome P450 78A5-like. The transcript has 2 exons. The record is from RefSeq and is a predicted model, not a curated record. Gene Ontology annotation, molecular function: monooxygenase activity; heme binding; iron ion binding. The coding region runs from base 119 to 1681 and encodes 520 amino acids. NCBI's taxonomy places the organism in Eukaryota, Viridiplantae, Streptophyta, Magnoliopsida, Fabales, Fabaceae.